Molecule: messenger RNA, 3414 nt
Organism: Leptosia nina
Lineage: Eukaryota; Metazoa; Arthropoda; Insecta; Lepidoptera; Pieridae
Source: the annotation of a GenBank genome assembly
AUGCAGACUGGAAGUGGUGCAAAAAACCCGCCUUGGGCCCGAUCAAAUGUAAACUCAAACAUAACCGGCAUGAAUCCGCAAAUUAUGGAUCCCAACGCCAUGAUUUCGCAACAAGGUAUGAUGCCAUUCCAGCAAACAGCAGCGGUAUUUAAUCCUGGUAUGAUGCAAACACAGGGUGGAAUGGCUAUGUCAAUGGGUGCACAAAUGCCGCUAAAUCAAAUGGCGCAAAGUCAAAUGUACCCUGGAAAUGUUGUUGCUUAUCCGACACCUCGAGCUAUGAACCCGAAUAUGUACCAAAAUAAUGCAAACCAAACACCACAAGGUAGUGAACAACGAGUCUUCACUGGUACAGUCACCAAAACCCACAAUGACUUUGGAUUUGUUGACCAUGACGUUUUCUAUCAAACAUCAGUUUGUGCAAAGGGUGUUAUACCAAAAGUAAAUGACAGAGUACUAGUUGAAGCAUCUUAUAAUCCUAACAUGCCUUUUAAAUGGAAUGCAACGCGUGUGCAGGUACUACCAAAAAGUACACCUAAUCAUAAUAAAGGGGGCAAUUCGAAAUCCAACAACACAUAUACUGCUGUUCCACCACCAUCAAAGAAGUCUUCAAUGCCACCAAGACGCAUUGAUGACAGAAGAGAUGAUAGGUCUUCAAGGAGAGAUGACAGGAAACGGUCCCGCACAAGGAGUCGUUCUCGAUCACGAGACCGUCGCGACAGUCGCAACCGCCGAGACUCUCCCCCACGUAAACGUCCUGUAGUACACCAGCCAUCACCAGUGAAGUAUGUAGUAAGGGUGCCAAGAAUACCACUUGAUAUACAUAGAGUUGAUGUUCCAGGCUUGUCACAAAGGUACACAAACCUUUAUAUCCCAUCUGACUUCUUUAAUGCACAAGUAAAGUGGGGUGAAACUUUCCCUCCCCAGUCACCAUUUUCUUUGAACAGUUCUUGCCAAUACUAUGUAAUGGACAAAAUGGUUGCUAAUCCCCACGGCAAUGAUGCUGUAUUGGAACCAUCUGAUGCAGAUUAUCGGUUUUCAGCAAAAGUAAUGCUUAUAAGUAUGCCAACCUUAGAAUCACUUUACCAAAAAUGUGGACUCACUAAAGUAGAUGAUAAAGACAAGCGUACAAACAAAUCUCCGUUACAUCCUACCAGAUUGAUUAAGUUCUUGGUGGGCCAAAAAGGAAAAGGAAGUGAAAACUUUGCUAUAGGUGGUCCAUGGAGUCCUUCACUUGACGGAGAAAAUCCAGAGUCAGAUCCUGGAGUGUUAGUUAAAACGGCUAUUCGAACUUGCAAAGCACUUACAGGCAUUGAUCUUUCAUCUUGCACCCAAUGGUACCGAAUCGUGGAGUUUUACUACUGGCGCGAGAGCGGCGGGAAAUCAAGGCUAGAGUGUGUGGUGUUGUUCCUGCCCGACGUCUGGUCCGUGCAGGCUUCGUGUGUCGAGUGGACCAGCGUCACGGACCAUUAUAAAGCUGCUUCGGAAGCCGCCGUCAAGGCACUUGACAAAGAAGGGUCCAGCGAUGAUGCUCAUGCGAAGCGGCCAUCGGCAACACUGCAGUCGACGGCAGCGGAGGUCGACGCGGACAAAUCACAAAUUGAAAACAAGAAUCUCGAUGACACUACAAUAACAAUUGAUGAAAAUGAUGAUGAUGAAGACGAUAAACCUGAGCCGACUCAUUACUCCAAAAUUGAUUUAAAGACAAUUAAAGUGGACGCCCUGAGACAUGAAUUAAGAGCGCGAGGCGUGAGUGUAAAAGGGCUGCGUGCACAGCUUAUAUCACGACUUUGUAAGUUGAUUAAAGCGGAAGAAGAGAAAGACACAAAAGGAGAAGAUAUCAUGGAGGUAGAAGACGAUGACGAAAAUGAAAAAUCCGCAACAAAAGCUGAUACCACAUGUAAUGAGAGUGCUAAGAAACAUGAGAAGGAAAUAGAAGAGAAAAACGAUGACGUGGAAGAUAAAAAAGAAAGAAAAGAGAAGGAAAUUGAAGAAGAAAGGAAGAAGGUGGAAAAAGAGAAGCAAAUACUGAAAUCUCGCUAUGAACUACCCAACAGUCCCCAUAUAAUAGUUCACCCUUCAGCAACUGCGAAGGGUGGCAAGUUUGGAUGCAGCACAGCCACUCUUUCACUGCUUCUAGAUUAUCGCAUAACUGACAAUAAGGAGCACAGUUUUGAGCUCUUCGUAUUUGCGGAGCUCUUCAAUGAAAUGUUGAUGCGAGACUUCGGUUUCUAUAUCUACAAAACCCUCUACACUUUACCAGAGAAAGCGGAAGAAAUUAAAGAAGAUAAGAAAGGCGACAGCGAGAGGAAGGAUGAGAAAGAGGGGGCUGAAGAAAAGGAAAAGAAGGACGAAAGAGAUAAAGAUGAGAAAAGAAAGGAGGACAAAGAUAGCAAAGAGGAUAAGGACAAAAGAGAUGACAAACGUGAUGUGCGUCGUCGUGAUCGUCGGGACUCCCACAGUGACGACGAGCGUAGUAAAUCUCCUCGGCGCCGGAGCCGUGGCGUGGAACUACCUGCUGAUCCGUAUCUCCUUCUCUCCCUCGUCUACUUCGAUACUUCGCGCGGGGGCGUGGUCUCACGCAAAGACCUGCAGAGCCUGUUCAUGAGCCUCGGUUUGCAACUCAGUAGAUCUCAGAUAAGAGCCGUUUUAGAAAAAGUGUGCGUCAGGGACAAUUUUAGCUAUAAAUCUCUAAUUCAAACUAUAAAGGACCUCGCUACAGGCGCUUGUGAGGGGGUUCAGGACCUACCUCUUGAUACUACUGUCACUACUACUGAAGUACCACCCCACAUAGCUGAAUUGGAGUCCAUUAUUGCAGCGGGCAAUCGCAAUCUCUUACCAGUCUUCACAAAGAAUAAAUCAGAACACACGGCUACUACUGAUACUAAGGAUAUCAGUGAAACGGGUCUAGUAUCAUUCAAGUCACGUAUAGUAGACGUGGGCGCUUUAGUGAACUCCGCCGCUAGAUGGCAGGCGGAGAGGGCGCGUCUUCAAGCUGCGCUGGAACAAACCCAGGCAGCUCUAAAAGCGGCUCGCGCGGCGGCUGCAUCGACACAGCAAGCAGAACGUGGUGCCAAAAGCCAACUAAGCGAUCUCAGCGCUGACCUGGCUGCGGCAAGAGCCAGGAUUGCCUCAUUAAUGGCAAGCUCCAAGAUUUUCCACUCAGCCCUGAAAAGCAUUAAGAGUAAAGCGGAUGCUGUCGUAAACAUCAAAUACGAAGAUGAUGACGUCGUCGAAGUUGUCAAUGGGCCAACAAAAGAAGAAAAAGACAGUGAAUCAAAGUCUUCCCAAGGAACAACAAAAAAUGUUGAUACAAAAGACCAUGAUGUGAAAGAAGCAGAUUCCAAGCCUAAAGAGGAGGCCAAAGACAAAGACAUCAUCAGCACAGAAAACAUGGAAAUUGACGAUAAGGAAUAA